GAAGAGGACCCCGCCGCGACCGCGACCGCGUCCCCUCGGGUCCUUGAGCCGGUGCGGACCGCGGAGCCAUGGCCUUGAGGCUGCUGAGAGGGCUCCCCGCGUCGGCGGCGGCGCGGGGCCUGGCGGCGGUCGUCCAGCGCGUGGAAGGAAUUCAUACAGGCGCCCAGUGCAGGCUACAGUAUGGCCCUUUGGCAUACAUACUCGGCGAAAGAACAACCAAAAAAUUCACAGAACACAGCAAAGUGAUAACUGUAGACGGCAAUAUAUGUUCCGGAAAAGGCGAGCUUGCAAAACACAUAGCAGAGAAACUAGGCUUGAAGCACUUCCCCGAAGCCGGGAUCCACUACGCGGACGGCGUGACGGGAGACGGGAGGCCCCUGGACGUGGAGCUUAGCGGCAGCUGCAGCGUGGAGAAGUUUUACGAGGACCCGAGAAGUAAUGACGGCAACAGCUACCGCCUGCAGUCCUGGCUGUACGCCAGCCGCCUCCUGCAGUACGCGGACGCCCUGGAGCACUUGCUGAGCACGGGACAAGGUGUCGUAUUGGAACGCUCCAUCUUCAGCGACUUUGUUUUCUUGGACGCGAUGUAUAAACAAGGAUUCAUCCGGAAGCAGUGUGUGGAGCACUACAACGAGGUGAAGAAGGUCACCGCCUCUGAGUACCUGCCUCCCCACGUGGUCAUCUACAUCGACGUGCCGGUUCCGGAGAUCCAGAGUCGGAUUCAGAAGAAAGGAAAUCCACACGAAAUGAAGGUCACCUCGGCCUAUCUGCAGGACAUCGAGAACGCCUACAAGAAAACCUUCCUGCCUGAGAUGAGUGAGAAGUGUGAGGUUUUACAAUAUAGUGCAAGGGAAGCUCAAGAUGUGGAAAAGGUGGUGGAGGACAUCGAGUACCUCAAGUACGACAAGGGGCCGUGGCUGGAGCAGGAUGACCGGACUCUUCACCACCUGCGGAUGCUGGUUCAGAAUAAGCUGGAGGUGCUGAAUUACACAACCAUUCCCAUCUAUCUCCCAGAAAUCACGAUCGGAGCUCACCAGAGUGACCGCAUCUUCCAGAAAUUCACAGAGCUGCCAGGACGCAAGUACUGCCCCGGGUACAAUGCGGACGUGGGUGACAAGUGGAUCUGGCUGAAGUGACGGACCCUCCUCCGUGGCCUGCAUCGCGAUGACGGGGACACUUCCGGUCUGCCUCACUCGUGGGGUCCCUGCAGGUUACUCGGGGGGAGGGGUGGGUGAGCCGGAACCAGGCCGCCUGUAGUGUAGCUGCUGGGGGACCGGGAGCCUCUAGUGUUUGGAAGGCGGGAAUCUUGUAGCUUUGGGAAUGAUCCAGAAUUAUCACCGGGGAAAUAAAUCUGCUGUUAAAGACCAGAUGUUACUAGAUGUUACUAGAAGAAUUCCCUUUCAUUGCAGCCGUGUUCAGUGUCAUGCAGAUUUUGUACCUGUCUUCACACUUCAAGAAAUAAAAAUAAAACUGUU
Molecule: messenger RNA, 1475 nt
Organism: Neofelis nebulosa (Clouded leopard)
Lineage: Eukaryota; Metazoa; Chordata; Mammalia; Carnivora; Felidae
Gene: NDUFA10
Product: NADH:ubiquinone oxidoreductase subunit A10
Exons: 10
Coding region: 69-1136 (355 amino acids)
Biological process (GO): mitochondrial electron transport, NADH to ubiquinone
Cellular component (GO): cytoplasm
Source: RefSeq, a predicted model, not a curated record